Molecule: messenger RNA, 1052 nt
Organism: Hyposmocoma kahamanoa
Lineage: Eukaryota; Metazoa; Arthropoda; Insecta; Lepidoptera; Cosmopterigidae
Product: plasminogen receptor (KT)-like
Exons: 4
Coding region: 63-485 (140 amino acids)
Biological process (GO): positive regulation of plasminogen activation
Cellular component (GO): plasma membrane
Source: RefSeq, a predicted model, not a curated record
GGGUGUGUUCGAUCGUCGCUUGUUUUGAGUAAAUUUAGUGAAUUAAAGUUAUUUUUACAAUCAUGGGCAAUUACUUUAAUAGAAGUAUGAAAAAAAAUCAGGAAUUAAUGAUGGAAAAACAACAACAACUUCAAAAUCAAAUGCGGGAAAGGCAAGUGGCGAUGGCAAUUGCUGGCAGUAGAGAUGUCUGUUUGUGGUUAACAACAUUUUAUGUGACUGCCGGAGCAGCAAUGUUAAAUGGUUACAGGAAGACAAAGAAACCGGCUCUUUUGGUGCCCUUAUUUCCGCUGACAUUUGUGACUCUUUAUUAUUGGGAUUUUGCUUAUGGGAAUAAAAUACAUAGAAUUCGAAAGGAAGCAGAACACAUAAUGACGAACGAAGUAGAAUUACUGGGGUUGCCAUUUGGUUUACCAUCUCUGACGUCUGUCGACCUUGGCCGUAUUGAAGACGAAGAUAAGAAAAAAAAUAAUACACUAUCACAAUAAACUUUUGAAACAACACAUUUGGAGAAUGCAGCUUUACUAGUACGUUUUAUUUUUAUUUUCAUUAUUGAGUAGGUGGUAUCCUCGAGCUCCAUAAAGACAAUAAAAGGCAUAACCUAAGUAAAAAUAACUGUUUACAAAAUUAUAACUUUCCUGCAUGUAUAAAUUCAUUAUUUAAUUUUGAUGUUCAAAAUGCUUGACAGUGUUACAUACCACCAGAGGCAUACCACUCAAGCUUUGUCAAAAAUUAUGAAGUUCAACAAUUCCGUUAUUAAAAAAUACAUUACAAUUUUGAAAAAAUUGAGCGCGUUCUGUAUUUCGUGAGCACAUCAAUGUUUUAUGUUUCGAGUGUAAUAUAUGGAAAAUUUUAUAUACUUAUUAUAAAAAUAAAUUGUGAAAUGGGAGAGGUAUACUGUAGUAUACACCAAAAACUAUAAAUAUACGUUUAAACAAAUGAAGUACAUCGUUUAUUAUAAGGAUUAUUAUAAGGAUUAUGAAGUAUAUGUUUAUGGAAGGAUAUUGGAUACUACCGUAAGUUUGCGUAAUCAUACUUAUUUAAAGAUUGAUAAA